This is a messenger RNA of Aspergillus neoniger CBS 115656, 606 nucleotides long. RefSeq lists its product as uncharacterized. The record is from RefSeq and is a predicted model, not a curated record. Bases 1 to 606 code for a protein of 201 amino acids. NCBI's taxonomy places the organism in Eukaryota, Fungi, Ascomycota, Eurotiomycetes, Eurotiales, Aspergillaceae. The transcript is spliced from 4 exons.
AUGGACUACCUAUUUUAUGACAUCUUUAAAGAAGGGAAGACCCUUGACGACGCCCCACUUGCCUUACUUCGCAAAGAGUCCGAAUUUGCCUGGGCUUCAACCCAUAGCGGAGAGACCACUCGAUUCUUCCCCUCCAUAACCGACGAAGAAAACAAGGCUGAGUCCAUUAAACAAGAGGUGCCGUGGAUCAAGCAUGGGUUUUCAGACGCCAAGGUCGUCCCCAUUGGAAAUUUCACUUCGGUGUCUAAGCUCUUCCACCAAGAAGGAAAGUAUCUGCACUGUGAGCCAGUGCAACGUCUGCAGCCUUUUGCCACGGACCCGUGUGUGACAUGGUAUGCUGUUAUCGUCGCAAGAGAUGCAUCAUCAUAUGAGGCGAUGUUUGGGGAGAGAGAUGCAUUGCACUGUGUCAGGCGUUGGAACGGUGGGAUAGCGGAAGAGGUGUUUGAUGUGGUCCACCCACAGCAAGGCAAGGUUCUCCGUCUCAAAGCGAAUGAUAGAGCAGAGGUAAAACAAUACGUGGAAGAUAUCCCUUCCUUGAGCGAAGGUGCAGCAGAGGUGGACAUACUCCGAGCAAAAUCGCACAUGGUCUGGGAUAUUUUCUUCUAG